Penicillium soppii is the source of this 834-nucleotide messenger RNA. RefSeq names its product DUF202 domain-containing protein. Lineage: Eukaryota; Fungi; Ascomycota; Eurotiomycetes; Eurotiales; Aspergillaceae. The transcript has a single exon. Bases 1 to 834 code for a protein of 277 amino acids. The record is from RefSeq and is a predicted model, not a curated record.
AUGGCAGCCACCGCCCAUUCUUCAGAUCCAGAGAGACCCUCCGGCACCGUGUUACAGGAAGUCCGAUCGCGGCACUACCCGACCGACGUGGAUCCCCGCGAAGCGCUCGAGCUCCAGGAGAUUCAAACGCAUGAAGAUAACGAGCUCAACAAUUCUACGCCGUCAAACUCGUCUGGCGAUGAAUAUCGCGUCGUAACGCGUCGUACCACAUCGCGCGCUCUCGCGGCGCAUGCAGAUGCCCGACAUCGCCGCCAGGCGCGGAAGGGCGCUUGGGGCAAACUCACACGAUUUUGGACGCACCAUGUUACUUUGACGGUUCCGCAUAAGAGUAAUCGUGAUUAUUUUGGUGGGUGUUCACCGCCAAUUCCUAUUAUUCUAGCCCAUGUUAAUUGUUUUAUAGCUUUAGAGAGAACCUUUCUGGCUUAUAUACGUACCUCCCUUGUUAUCACACAGCAAGGAGUCCUUAUAGCGCAGUUGUUCCGUCUACAGGCGGCGGAGGCUUUGGCGGAUAAGCUUGGAUUCCAGCAGGUCGGUAUCCCGCUCUCGGUAACUUGUCAUAGUGUGGCUAUUCUCGUGGCUUUGGUUGGUGCCUAUCGAUUUUGGAGACAACAGAAUGCAAUUGCCCGGGGUAAGAUCCAUGCUGGGGGAUGGGAACUAAACUCUGUCGGGAUCCUUCUGGGCUGUGUGAGUUCUUUGUGGGAUGUAACUGGUAGAUUUGAGAGCGUUGCUAAUUUGGUUCAGAUUAUUCUCACAACUUUGAUUAUAUCUAUUGCGAUUACCGUCGAGAUCGGUACAGAUCCGUCGAAUUUGAUCAAACUGAUAUUGCGCGGAUGA